Ceratotherium simum simum (southern white rhinoceros) is the source of this 540-nucleotide messenger RNA. NCBI's taxonomy places the organism in Eukaryota, Metazoa, Chordata, Mammalia, Perissodactyla, Rhinocerotidae. The record is from RefSeq and is a predicted model, not a curated record.
CUUCUGUCUCAUUUUACGUAAUCCAAUCAUCUCGCACUCCUGCAUCUCACACUCAGUCUUCAGGAGUAAUUGAAAAGCUCACGGUGACAAUUGUGUCUUCUUCCAGAUGUUGUCGAUAUAAGGAGUGUGGCUUUCAACUUCCCCUUGACGAGGGAUGUGUACAUGGCUCUCCGGGUCAGAGUUGCUCCAAGCAAGGUUGUUUUGCAGAACCUUCUUAUGUGUGUCAUCCUCUUCUAUGCUGUGUACUACGCUGUUCUGGGCAUGGGAUGCAUGACGCUCAAGGUGUCUGAGUUGGACGUCUUGGCCCCAUUUGAUUUCAAAACGAAUCCCUCAUGGCUCAACACAAAUUAUAAAGUUCUUUUAGUCUCAACAGAGGUCACCUACUUUGUUUGUGGAUUGCUUUUCGUUCUGGUGGUGGAAGAAUGGGUUUGGGAUUACGCUAUUUCAGUCACCAUUCUUCAUGUUGCCGUCACUUCAACUGUUAUGUUGGAAUUCCCCUUGACGUCACAUUGGUGGGCUGCUUUAGGUAUAUAUAUAUGA